Sphaeramia orbicularis (orbiculate cardinalfish) is the source of this 1900-nucleotide messenger RNA. RefSeq names its product dehydrogenase/reductase 11a (gene dhrs11a). NCBI's taxonomy places the organism in Eukaryota, Metazoa, Chordata, Actinopteri, Kurtiformes, Apogonidae. The record is from RefSeq and is a predicted model, not a curated record. The coding region runs from base 344 to 1111 and encodes 255 amino acids. The transcript has 7 exons.
GCGGUGGACGACCGGGCCGGCCGCCGUGGGAUCGCAUCGCCUCAGGCUCCGGGAUCCCGCACAGAGUGGGAAGUGAAGCGCACCGACACUUGACACACUCCACUCUUCACAUUCACCCAGAAGAGCGCAUGGAUCCGGGGCUUUUACACUUUGAGCGCCGCUGUCCGGGAGGCUGCACAGACCCGCACCGGAGGCAGUAGCUGCCGCAACACCGCGUCCGAACACACGAACCCCCGACAGGAGCCGCCGACAGGAGCGUCCCGAGCCGAGCGGAGCGGGUCAACGUGCAGCGCGGCGGAGGCGGCGGCGGCUGUUCGGUUCCGGAGGAGCAAGCGCGGCGGAGAUGGAGCGGUGGAAAGGCAGAGUGGCCCUGGUGACCGGAGCCUCGGUGGGGAUCGGAGCGGCUGUAGCCCGGGCGCUGGUCCAGCAGGGCAUGAGGGUCGUCGGCUGCGCCCGGAACGUCGACAAGAUAGAGAAGCUGGCGGCUGAGUGUCAGAGCGCCGGGUUCAGCGGGACGCUUAUCCCGUAUAAAUGUGACCUGUCCAACGAGGAGGAGAUCCUGUCCAUGUUCUCUGCCAUCAAGACGCUGCAUAAGGGCGUGGAUGUGUGCAUCAACAACGCCGGCCUCGCCCACAACGAGCCUCUGCUGAGCGGGAGGACGGACGGAUGGAGGAACAUGAUGGAUGUGAACGUCCUGGCCUUGUCCAUCUGCACCCGGGAGGCGUACAAAUCUAUGAAGGAGAGGAACGUGGACGAUGGACACAUCAUCAAUAUUAACAGUAUGGGUGGACACCGGGUCGUUCCCAGUGCUGAUGAACAUUUCUACUGCGCCACCAAAUAUGCUGUGACGGCGCUGACCGAAGGCAUACGACAGGAACUACGAGAGGCCAACACCCACAUCAGAGCCACGUGUAUAUCUCCUGGAAUAGUGGAGACAGAGUUCGCCUUCAGGCAUCACAACAGUGACCCAGAGAAAGCAGCAGCUGUUUAUGAGAGUAUGAAGUGUCUGAAGGCUGAGGACAUCGCCAGUGCAGUGACCUUCGUCCUCAGUGCUCCUCCACAUGUCCAGAUCGGAGACGUGCAGAUGAGGCCGGUGGAGCAGGUUUCAUAGCAGCGAAGGCCGAUGGAACAGAUGGACGGACGGCAGCCACGGUGACUCCUCAGUGACCUCUGCUGGACGAGGAAGGAAAUACAACAAAUCAACUAUCAGGUGGACAGACGUAUGACGGAGGCGGAGCCAAAGCCGUGGAUGUUUGAAACCACUACAGCUAAACUACUGAAUGCGGCGGCAAUAGCGUCGAACUGAGCUGACUUCAAAUAGUCAGUAGAAGUAGCGGAGGGGGAGGAGCUACUGCCCCCAUGUGGUCACAUCCACAACACAGGGAACAGGCCGCUGUUGCACAUGCUCUGUUUGGUUGUUUUUGUUCUUUUUUUUAGGUCAUGUUUCAUAUCUACAUGAAUUCAACAGAACAACUCAUACUGUUUCUGAGAUGACGCCCCUUUAAAUUUUCUAUAAAUGUUUUAACGCUUAAAUAGACGGAUGUUUAAACUGUUAAACACUAACCGAGUCUUAACACACGCCCUCGUUAGCGUCGACACUAGGUCGGCCAUUUUGGAUUCAUCCAUCUGACCUCAGUUCACGUGUGAACCCUGGAACAUGAAUAAAUCAACCCCUCGCCUUCGUGUGAACCGGUUCGUCUUCUCUGACGAAUAUCGCCCCACCCUGGCGCCUUUGUGGGGUUGUUGUGGUUUUCCUUGGAUGUUAGCGUUGCAUGUGUCUGUUGGUGUCAGCGUCUGUUGGCGUCAACGUCUGUUGAUGUCGGCGUCUGUUGGCGUCGGCAUCUGUCGUCCUCAUCAGUCAGAUCCAGAAACACUCAAUAAAUCUACUGUGAAUGUUCAA